AUGGCCAUUGCAAAUAAGAUGCGAAUUCAUGGCGAAAGACUGAAAGAUGUUACCAUUAUUGAGAAGAUUCUUUGCUCUAUGAUAGCAAAAUUCAAUUAUAUUAUUUGCUCAAUUGAGAAAUCUAAUGAUAUUGAUGAACUUUCUAUUGAUGAAUUGCAAGGAUCAUUGUUGAUUCAUGAGCAUAAAUUAAAUCGACAAGAUAAAGAGGAGCAAGUUUUGCAAGUCUCAUCCAACAAUCAUUCUUUCUCUUCAAAAGGUAGUGGUCGUGGCAAAGGAAGGGGCAGAGGCAACAACAUUGGCAACGGUAGGCACUCAUACCGUAAAUAUGAAGAUAAUCAUCGCAAAUAUGAAGACAAUCAAUUUUCAUAUUCUCAAGGAAGAGGAAGAGGCCAUGACAACAAUAAUUCAACUCCUUUCAAGUCAAAGUCUGUAGACAAGUCGAAGGUUGAAUGCUAUAGAUGCCAGAGGUUUCGUCAUUAUAAAUCAGAAUGUCAAACUAACUUAAAUAGAGAUGGUGGAAACAACCAUAUGUGUGGCAAUAAGGCAGCUUUCUCCACUCUAGAUGAGUCAUAUCGUGAUUCAGUAAAAUUCGGAGACAACUCUAAAGUCUCGGUUAUAGGGAAAGGACAGGUGAUUAUUCAAGCCAAAAAGGAGUCUAUUCAAAUAAUUUAUAAUGUCCUUUAUAUUCCAGAUUUGAAGACCAAUCUUCCAAGUCUUGGCCAAAUGCAAGAGAAUGGUUAUGCGAUUGUGAUAAAGAAUGGAGAGUGUUACAUUCAAGAUGAUAAAUUGGGAUUAAUUGCCCAAGCUAAGAUGACUGCAAACAGGAUGUUUGCUCUCUAUCUCAAUACUAUUCAACAAUCAUGCUUCUCAAUAAAACAAGGAGAUGAUGCUUGA
Gossypium raimondii (Peruvian cotton) is the source of this 894-nucleotide messenger RNA. RefSeq lists its product as uncharacterized. NCBI's taxonomy places the organism in Eukaryota, Viridiplantae, Streptophyta, Magnoliopsida, Malvales, Malvaceae. Bases 1 to 894 code for a protein of 297 amino acids. The transcript has 2 exons. The record is from RefSeq and is a predicted model, not a curated record.